Messenger RNA from Olea europaea var. sylvestris, 879 nucleotides. Its product is annotated as probable protein phosphatase 2C 76. The transcript has 2 exons. NCBI's taxonomy places the organism in Eukaryota, Viridiplantae, Streptophyta, Magnoliopsida, Lamiales, Oleaceae. Gene Ontology annotation, biological process: protein dephosphorylation. Bases 86 to 658 code for a protein of 190 amino acids. Gene Ontology annotation, molecular function: protein serine/threonine phosphatase activity. The record is from RefSeq and is a predicted model, not a curated record. Gene Ontology annotation, cellular component: nucleus; cytosol.
UUAAUUACAAGAGCAUAGACUGUAUUAGUAUUUGUAUUAUUUUUUAUUUUUAGGAUGGCGGGAGCUCCUAUUUUUAUGUGAGGCUAUGAGAAGUCUGUUAUGUUGGUUGCACGUUCUCCUAGUAGAUAUUUAUCAAAUUAUUUUACAGGAUCAAGAGAUUGAUCAAGAGCUCGAACUGCUUGUGCUUGCAAGUGAUGGACUUUGGGAUGUUGUGCCCAAUGAGGAUGCUAUCUCACUUGCACAAAUAGAAGAUGAACCCAAAGCAGCAGCACGGAAGUUGACAGAAACGGCUUUCACCCGUGGCAGUGCAGACAAUAUUACUUGUAUUGUUGUAAGGUUUCAUCAUGAGACAACAGUACCUGAGGAAACCCAUCAAUCUUUUGAAGCAAACUAUGAGGAAACCCAGCAAACUUCCAAAUCAAACACGAAGGAAACCCUCCAUACUUCGGAAAGUCAGCAAACUUUCAAAGCAAGCACAGGGGAAACCACAAAAAUUCACGAGCCGAAUCCUACCCUCCACACCUCCAAAGCAAACUCUGAGGAAACCCAGCAAACUUUCGAAGCAAACACUAAGGAAACCCAGCAAACCUCUGAAGAGAACUCUGGGGAAACCUCAAAAAAUCAAGUGUCAAAUCCCGAUGAAUCCCAACAAAGUUGAUGAAUGUGUUGCCAUUGUAUUUGCAGUUUAUGUAGGUGCCAUUAUGCUGAUGAUCACAUUGAAGGGAUGAUGUUUGUUCAUUCAUUUGAUUGUUUCUUUGUAAUUUGUCUUGUACGGUUAAAUUUCAGUGCAUCAUACUGAUAAAGACAUCGUCUGGGUAAAUUUUAUGGGUGGUCUAAUAUAAUGAGAAAUGACUAUCCUGCUCUUUUCAAUUUCCCUUA